Messenger RNA from Carassius carassius (crucian carp), 1485 nucleotides. Its product is annotated as E3 ubiquitin/ISG15 ligase TRIM25. Lineage: Eukaryota; Metazoa; Chordata; Actinopteri; Cypriniformes; Cyprinidae. Gene Ontology annotation, molecular function: protein binding. Bases 103 to 1383 code for a protein of 426 amino acids. The record is from RefSeq and is a predicted model, not a curated record. The transcript has 5 exons.
AGCGUAGGUGACUUUGGUUCCGACUACGAAUGGACGCUUUGCUCAAGAAAAUAAAGUGAUCUGUGGGACUUUCAGUUUCGAUUCCGAUAAAACCGUCUUGACAUGAUGUCGCUAUAUGAGGAUAUUGUGAAGUUCGUCGCGAAUAACCUUAAAUGCUCUAUAUGUAUGGAGAUUUUCACAAAGCCGGUUACACUAGUAUGUGGGCAUAACUAUUGUCAGAAGUGCAUUAAUGCAUGUUGGGCAAAGAGCAGCGCAAGAAGAGAUUGCCCACAUUGCCGUGCAGAUGUGAGCAGUAGUAAACUAGAGAUGAAUUUCACUCUGUGUGACAUACUGGAAUUACCGGACCUUGGUGGUCGCGAGAAAUGGGAGCAAAUUCUGGCAGAAGCAGAUCAAACGCAACACGCAACGAGAACUGUUACAAAAGUGGAUAGUUUAACGAAACGUCUGGAUUGGUUAAAAGCUGAGAUCAAAAAGACGGAAGCAACACUUUCAGCUGAACUAAAUUCAAAUCAGCCUUGUGAGGAUGGCAUUUAUAAUUCCUCAAUUGUUCCGAUGGAUGUUUCCAGUUCGUCUUUAGACAGUGAUGCUUCAAGUUGCUAUGCUGGCAGAAGUUUGAGUCAGACAUCAUGGGAUUUACCUUCUCAGGUUUGGGAACCAAAAAUUCUGAGAAAUAUAUUUACAAAUAUAUUCAUUACUCAUGGAAAGGAGCUGAUUAUUAAAAAACAUGAUCUUUCUCAGGAGAGUUCACAGGAGUUUGUAGAGGAGGCUUCAGAGAAUUCAGAAUCUCUGUUUGAGGAUGCUCACCUCACUCCCAGUGCUGGAGCACAGCAGCGCAACAGAGACAGUGCUGAGGCUGGUCUUCAUGCAGAGUUCGUUGAGCUUACUUUUUCUCCCCAGCUGGGAAACAGGCGGCUGGUUUUUCACACGGAGAGCCGCAGAGUAGAAACACACCCGGGGCACCAAGCAAGAACCUCACCCGGGCGUUUUGAUGCCUGUCAGUGGAUGGCGGAGCAGGAAUUCAGUGGACAGUGGGUUUACUGGGACGUGGACACCACAUUCAGCACUGGAUGGGCUGUUGGUGUGGCAUAUCCCAGUCUGAAGCGUAAUGAGAGGUUGGGAAGAACACCUUCAUCUUGGUGUUUGGAGUGGAGCAGUGGGCAACUGAAUGCUUGGCACAAUAAUUUAAAAACCUCUGUUAAGCAUAGUAUCCAUAAUGGGAUCAGAGUCAUUCUGGACAUGCCAAAAAGACAGUUGUCCUUUCAGAGUCUGUGCAAUAGUCAGCUUGAAUUACACAGUUUCCAGGUGGAUUCUUCUGGCCCUUUCAUACCUGUCUUCUGGCUUUAUGGACUGUCACACAAUGCCUUAACCUUUCCUAGACAUUGAGUUCAGCAUAACAUAGAUCUGUAGCAUUUACACUUUCUAUUUUUUACACUCCAUUUUGUUUACAGAAUAUGUAUUCUAUUACUAUUACUAUAUAAUGGAAUC